UGCACUAACAUAAAAUUUUGAGGACAAGCUUUCGGGAAUGCUAGCAGACGCCUUCUGUAAGAAAGGUUACAAGGACAAAACUAUCAACACCAGCAUAAACACAGCCUUGAGAACACGAAGGGAAAAUCUACUUCAGUACAAAGAAAAAAAACAAACAACCGUGUACCUCUAGUAACCACAUACAAUCCAGCACUAGAAGGGAUAAGAGAAAAAAUCAAAGAUUUACAACUCAUCAUAACAGAUGAACAACCCCCAAUACUGGCCUUCAGACAACCCCCCAA
This is a messenger RNA of Staurois parvus, 281 nucleotides long. The record is from the annotation of a GenBank genome assembly. Lineage: Eukaryota; Metazoa; Chordata; Amphibia; Anura; Ranidae.